UGAAGGGGCGCUCGAGGCCGAGUAGACUUGGAUGGCGGAUUGCAUGUGCCAUUGUUGUUGGUAUAUGAAGAUUGCGCAGAUCGGGCGGUGAAGCUCAGGGGCAAUCGUCCCAAUCAUUGCAGGUCCUCAACAGUUUUGGGGACACAUGGACACACAUACGCACUGCUGAGAUUCUCACGAUGAUUGCUCGGGCUUAAGCCCUUCGGCCCUUCCUGAAAAAUCGUUGCAAUGGCGACCCGGUGUCGAUCCAGCUGUCCAUCCAGAUGCCUGGCACCGGUGGGCCGGCCGGACCGACAUCCAGGUGAAGCACUUGGACCCAGCGGGAUGCAGAAAGAUCAUCCUGGAGAAGACGGACGCCAGAGGUUCUUCACGGCAUGCAGGACUGCAGCAGCGAACUCCGAAGGUUUUCUAGUGCUUCCGCUUCAACCGCGGCAAGCGUGGGCUGCAAUGAUGCGUUGGAUACUUGAAGUCUCUAUGGAGAUUGAUGAAGAGGACCGGUCUACAUCAGUGACUCCGCCAAGCACCUUCUGCUGAUGGUGCUUGGCUGAAGGUUGUACCAGUCGACGCGACGUCAACUCGAAAGCGAGGCUGUGAGGCCCGCCUUGGACGAUGUCUCUGUGGAUGCCCAGCACUCGAAGGCCACCUUGACAUGAAGAUCAUGAGGAUUUACGUGGUUUUGGGCUUGCUGAGUGCAGCUGAAGCUACGACACGACUCAGUAUGUCGUGAUUGAGAGUUUCAGAAAUUCUGACUGCAGUGGAAGCCUCACAGCCACGACCGCAAACGUGCCCGGUCGAUGUGGUGUUGUUCAGGGACGUGGAUGGUCGUAUGAGGAAGCAAUGAUUAAACUCAAUGGACAGGAGAUUUCUAU
Durusdinium trenchii is the source of this 869-nucleotide messenger RNA. The record is from the annotation of a GenBank genome assembly. NCBI's taxonomy places the organism in Eukaryota, Dinophyceae, Suessiales, Symbiodiniaceae.